Salvia splendens (bonfire salvia) is the source of this 3444-nucleotide messenger RNA. Its product is annotated as putative pentatricopeptide repeat-containing protein At5g13230, mitochondrial. Bases 104 to 2581 code for a protein of 825 amino acids. Lineage: Eukaryota; Viridiplantae; Streptophyta; Magnoliopsida; Lamiales; Lamiaceae. The record is from RefSeq and is a predicted model, not a curated record. The transcript is spliced from 2 exons. Gene Ontology annotation, molecular function: protein binding; RNA binding; zinc ion binding. Gene Ontology annotation, biological process: RNA modification.
UUGUAGUAAUAUAAGUUGUGUAUAUCCGAAAAAAAUAAUCUUGAAAUCUUCCUUCAUAAUUUUGCUACAGUUUAUAAAAUUUAAAAUCGCUACAGACUUUGGCAUGACCAAAUUCUACUGUUACAGACUUUCGCAACAAUGGAGAUUCAAUGGCGACAAUCGGCUGCUCCGUAUACCUUGCUUUCUACAGCAUCGUCGCUCAUCUUCAGUCAUGAAAGCUCCAGCGGCACUGAUUCCGAACUUCGAUUCCCAUGCAUAUGCCCGAUUGCUUCAGCUUUGCACGAAAAACAACGACCCCAACAGAGCCAAAACCAUCCACUGUGAUGUUCUGAAGAGGGGUAACUGUUUGGACCUAUAUGCUCGCAAUAUUUUGUUGAAUCUCUACUUGAAAACGGGGCUUUUAUCCGAUGGUCUUAAAGUGUUCGACGAAAUGCUGGAGAGAAAUGUUGUUUCUUUCGUUACAAUGAUUCAGGGAUAUUCUCAAUUUAAAGAGUACGAUAGAGCUGUAGAUUUAUUCUUUAAGGUGCAUAAGGAGGGCCAUGAACUUAACCCUUUUGUCUUCACCACGAUUUUGAAGUUGCUUGUGAGCAUGGAUUGGUUGGAGUUAGCGUUGUGUGUUCAUGCUUGCAUUUAUAAGCUUGGUUAUGGCUCUGAUGCCUUUGUUGGGACAUCUCUUAUUGAUGCUUAUUCGGUUUUUGGGGCUGUGAAUUUUGCUAAAGAGGUGUUCAAGGGAAUUGUCGAUAGGGACAUGGUGUGUUGGACUGGGAUGGUGUCUUGUUAUGCUGAGAAUGAUUGUUUUGAAGAUUCGUUGGAUCUCUUUAAUCAAAUGAGGUCGGCAGGGUUGAUGCCAAAUAAUUAUACUUUUGCAAGUGUGAUUAAGGCGUGCCUUGGACUUGAAAAUGCUGAAUUGGGGAAGAGUAUACAUGGCUGCGUUAUAAAGACAUGUUAUGAGAUGGAUUCUUAUGUCGGUGUUUCCUUGCUUGACUUGUAUACCAGGUCUGGGGACAUUGAAGAUGCUAGACAUGUAUUUGAGGAGAUCCCUAAAGACGAUGUAGUUCCAUGGAGUUUCAUGAUUUCUCGGUACUCUCAAAGUGAUCGUUGUCAGCAGGCGUUGGAUAUGUUUAUCCAAAUGCGGAAAGCUUUUGUAAGUCCUAAUGAAUUCACUUUGGCUAGCAUCCUCCAAGCUUGCGCGACAAAGGAGGACCUCGAGCUGGGGUGUCAAGUCCACUGCCACAUGAUCAAGGUUGGGCUUGAUUUGAAUGUGUUUGCUCUCAAUGCCCUCAUGGACGUGUAUGCUAAAUGUGGAAACAUAUGGUCUUCUAUGGAAUUGUUUGUAAAGUCCACGAAUAAAAAUGAGGUUUCCUGGAACACAAUGAUAGUUGGAUAUGUCCAACUAGGAGAUGCAGAGAAAGCCUUUCUAUUGUACCUAAAUAUGUUAGAACAAAACAUCCAAGCAACUGAGGUAACGUACUCCAGCUUGCUCAGGGCUGCUGCAUGUUUAGCAGCUUUGGAGGUUGGGAUUCAGAUACAUUCAGUGACGGUCAAAACCAUGUAUGAUGGAGAUGAUACUGUCAGUAAUGCUCUUAUUGAUAUGUAUGGAAAGUGUGGAAGAAUUAGGGAUGCUCGUUCAGUUUUUGACUCUAUGCGCACACAAGAUGUCAUUUCAUGGAACUCAAUCAUUUCAGCAUACUCGAUGCAUGGUCUUGGUGAUGAGGCGUUAAAGAUCUUUGAGGCUAUGCGAAAAGCCAACAUCACACCUGAUCCUUUGACCUUUGUUGCUGUCCUUUCAGCAUGUAGCAACACUGGAUCAAUGGAUCAAGGUGAGUCUUAUUUUACUUCCAUGCAAGAGGAUUAUGGUAUUGAACCACGCAUGGAACAUUAUACUUGUAUGGUAUCACUUCUAGGAAGAUUGGGUUAUAUUGAUAAGGCAGUAAAGAUGAUAGGAGAGAUUCCACAUGAGCCCAGUGUUAUGGUAUGGCGUGCAUUGCUUGGGGCUUGCGUUGCACACAACAAUGUUGAGUUUGGGAGGUUUUCCGCUGAGAAAGUGCUUGAGCUGGAACCCCAAGAUGAAUCAACUUAUGUGCUUUUGUCUAACAUAUAUGCAGGUGCAAAAAGAUGGGAUAAUGUGGCUAUUGUUAGGAAAAGGAUGAAGAGAAAAAAGGUGAAGAAGGAGCCAGGCCUUAGUUGGGUUGAGAUUCAGGGAAUGGUUCAUUCUUUUGUUGUAGGAGACAAUUCACAUGAAGAUAUUAAACUUAUUCGUGCAAUGCUUGAAUGGCUCAAUUUGAGAAGCAAAAGAGCUGGGUUUGCACCUAAUCACGACGUGAUUUUGCUUGAUGUGGAAGAGGACGAAAAAUCUCGUCUGUUGUGGUCGCACAGUGAAAGAAUAGCUCUGGCAUUUUCUCUUCUUGUAACGCCUCCCGGAAGCCCUAUACGCAUCAUUAAGAAUCUUCGCAUAUGUGCUGACUGCCAUGUUGCGCUUAAGUUGGCAUCUAAGUUGGUGAAGAGAGAAAUUGUUGUUAGGGACAUAAAGCGGUUUCAUCACUUUCAUGAUGGUAUAUGCUCCUGCAAUGAUUACUGGUGACUCUCUAGAUAUAUAUUUAGUGUUCUUCGACGGAUAAAUUGAUUGAGAGAGAACUUAUUGAGAUUAUACAAAUCGGUGUCGGCUCAGUUCCAUGAUGAUUCUGCUUUUGCAAUGAUACUCUGCAAGUGAUAUAGUAGUUUUCUUUUUUAUCAUCACUUGACACCGUAUUGAGAGCCUGCCUUACCAGCCAGUUCUUCCUACGAAGAUGGGAAUACUCUUUAACCACAACAGGCUGACCAGCUCUCUUGGCCAUCAUUUAUAACAUGGCAACCAAUACAAGCAUGUUUGAAUGGUUCAGUUUGUUCUGGGAGAGCUUCGUGAAGCACCAUGCACCCUGAAAGCAGUCCUUGCCCAUUUGAUUCCACUAGAGGGUUUGAACUUUGAAGCUGCGAGACUAUGAAUAUGACAAUGAAUAUAUGUGAUGAUUUUUUCUGCAUCUUUUGAAAUAGUUAUUCUAAGGAUGCAUUAAAUUCACAAAAGCUGUCCAGGGGAGGAAUUCCAUUGGCAAAUGGAGAUGCACUUUUUCAAAGCCUCCACCAUGGGCUUAUUCUUGGAUACUGGUUAUGAUAUGAUGUCCAGGUCUACCUCUGAAGCUGUAGACCAAGCAAUGGCUCAGUUUUGGGAGGCCAAAGUGAAAUUUGUUCGUGUUAAUUUCUAGUUGAGAAGCAACUGUACCAUGCUGCUGCUGAAUCUAGGUGAAAUGAUGCUGCUACCGAAUUCUCAUAUAGGGCGAAUUUCACCUAUUAUUUUGAGGUUGAGAUUGUAGGAAAUAUGUCAAUGAUAUGAAGUCCAAUAAUAUUGGAUUUUUACAAUGUAAAAUGUGUUGGCACUUUGUGGUGAUGGAAUAUUAAAUGCUUUCUUUA